AUGCCAAGCACAUCAACUUCACCAACGUCACAAACGCCAUCUUCACCGUCACAAACACCAGCUUCACCAACGUCACAAACACCAACUUCACCAACGUCACAAACACCAACUUCACCAACGUCACAUACACUAGCUUCAACAGUCACAACAGCAGACUCCCAAGGAUUACAACUAUUGAAUGCUCAUCUUCCUAAGGUAAAAAUGAGAGGUCGCCCCAAAGAGUCAAGGGUAUUAGGACGAUUUAAUAAUUCAAAAGUUGCUAAGGUUGGAGUCAAACGGAAAGCAAACCACGUGUCCACCAAGAGAAGCAAGAGAACGGAAAUCUGUAACGAGUCAAAUGAUGUAUAA
Molecule: messenger RNA, 348 nt
Organism: Macrobrachium nipponense
Lineage: Eukaryota; Metazoa; Arthropoda; Malacostraca; Decapoda; Palaemonidae
Exons: 1
Coding region: 1-348 (115 amino acids)
Source: RefSeq, a predicted model, not a curated record